Molecule: messenger RNA, 3020 nt
Organism: Dioscorea cayenensis subsp. rotundata (Guinea yam)
Lineage: Eukaryota; Viridiplantae; Streptophyta; Magnoliopsida; Dioscoreales; Dioscoreaceae
Product: cation-transporting ATPase HMA5-like
Biological process (GO): monoatomic cation transport
Cellular component (GO): membrane
Molecular function (GO): copper ion binding; ATP hydrolysis activity; ATP binding
Source: RefSeq, a predicted model, not a curated record
CAAACCCACGAGUCAUGGCCCCGACCGGUCGAGACCUUCAGCUGACAUCCAUCACCGGCGGCCGGCCACGGCCGGGGACUGCGAUCGUAGCCAGGCCGGACGAUGUUGAUCUGGAGGAUGUCCGGCUUCUUGAUUCGUAUGGUGACGAGGAGGAGGGGUUGGCGAAGGAGGUGAGGAGGAUCCAGGUGAAGGUUACUGGGAUGACCUGCUCCGCCUGCUCGAACUCCGUCGAGGGGGCGAUCAUGGCCCUUCGAGGUGUCGAGAUGGCGACCGUGUCGCUGCUCCAGAACAAGGCUCAUGUUGUCUUUGAUCCCCGUCUGCUCAAGGAUGAAGAUAUAAAGGAUGCUAUUGAAGAUGCGGGGUUUGAAGCUGAGGUCCUCCCAGAUUCCAGCACCUCAUCUUCAAAAUCACAAAAAACCUUGUCUGGGCAAUUCAGGAUAGGUGGUAUGACAUGCGCAGCUUGUGUAAACUCUGUUGAAGGUAUAUUGAGAGCUCUUCCUGGUGUGAAAAGAGCAGUUGUUGCCCUGGCAACAUCUUUAGGAGAAGUUGAAUAUGACCCAUCAGUCAUUAGUAAAGAUGAAAUAAUUAAUGCAAUUGAAGAUGCUGGGUUUGAUGCUGUGUUUUUGCAAAGCAAUGAGCAAGACAAAGCUCUGUUAAAUGUAUCUGGUUUAAUGUGUGGAAAAAAUUUUCAUGUUUUGGAGGAUAUACUCAAGAAUAUCAAUGGGUUGAAGCAGUUUGAGUUGAGGGAUUCCUUAUCGGAAGUGGAAACCAUCUUUGACCCUGAAGUUGUUGGUUUGAGAGAUAUAGUUGAUGCUAUUAAGAGAAGAAGCAAUGGAAAACUCAUAGCGAGUGUCAGGAAUCCAUAUGCCUGUGGCACUUCAAACGACACAGAACAAGCCUCAAAAAUGUUUAGGCUUUUCAUUACCAGUUUGCUUAUAAGUGUUCCUGUUGUUCUUUUACAUAUACCUUGUAUACACUCUUUCUUCCAAAGGCGGUGGGGGCCAUUUUUUUUAAGUGAUUUGUUGAAAUGUGUAUUGGUGAGUUUUGUGCAAUUUGGUGUUGGAAAACGAUUUUAUAUAGCAGCUUAUAGAGCAUUGCGCAAUGGGUCGACAAAUAUGGAUGUUUUGGUUGCCCUAGGGACAACUGCUUCUUACUUCUACUCGGUCUGUGCUCUACUGUAUGGUGCACUUACUGGAUUCCGGUCUCCUUUAUUUUUUGAAACGAGUGCAAUGUUAAUUACAUCUGUGUUGCUUGGUAAGUAUUUGGAAGUUCUUGCUAAAGGGAAGACAUCAGAUGCUAUUAAGAAGCUAGUAGAGCUUGCCCCUGCGAUAGCUCUUUUGCUGGUUAAAGAUACUGAAGGGAAACACACAGUGGAAAGAGAGAUAGAUGCUUUAUUGAUUCAGCCAGGUGAUGUGUUGAAAGUUCUUCCAGGUACAAAGAUCCCAUCUGACGGCAUGGUUGUUUGGGGCACAAGCUAUUCUGAUGAAAGCAUGGUUACUGGUGAAUCUGAACCGAUCCCAAAGGGAGUGUCUUCUUUAGUUAUCGGAGGUACAAUGAAUCUUCAUGGGGUUCUGCACGUACAAGCCACCAAGGUUGGUUCUAAUACAGUUUUGAGCCAGAUAAUUUCCCUGGUUGAGACAGCCCAAAUGUCUAAAGCCCCUAUUCAGAAAUUCGCAGAUUAUGUUGCCAGCAUUUUUGUUCCCGCUGUUGUUUUGAUGUCAUUGAUCACAUUUUUGGGAUGGUUCCUCUGUGGGUCACUUGGAGCAUAUCCAGAGGCGUGGCUCUCUGACAGCAGCAACUGUUUUGUUUUCUCCCUCAUGUUCUCGAUAUCGGUUGUGGUUAUCGCAUGCCCCUGCGCCCUUGGUCUUGCCACUCCAACUGCUGUUAUGGUUGCCACUGGUGUUGGUGCUAAUCAUGGCGUUCUAAUAAAGGGUGGUGAUGCUUUGGAAAGAGCUCAAAACAUUCGUUAUGUCAUCUUUGAUAAAACAGGCACUCUUACUCAGGGAAAAGCAUCCGUCACAACAGCCAAAGUCUUCUCUGGAAUGGAACUUGGAGAUUUCCUCACUUUAGUUGCAUCAGCAGAGGCUAGCAGUGAACAUCCUCUCGCCAAAGCAAUCAUAGACUAUGCAUACCACUAUCAUUUCUUCAGCAAGCUUCCAACAAGCAAAGCCAUCGGAAAGCAGAGCAAAGAGGACAUCAUAUCUGAAUGGCUUCUUGAGGCCGUGGAAUUUUCUGCGUUACCUGGAAGAGGAGUGCAAUGCUUGAUAAAUGGGAAAAAGGUUUUGGUUGGGAACAGGAAGCUCUUGAUGGAAAACAAGGUCUUGAUUCCAAUGGAAGUUGAAAGCUUCAUGGUUGAGUUAGAGCUAAAUGCUAAAACUGGUAUUCUAGUGGCAUAUGAUGGCAUCCUUGCAGGAGUCAUAGGAGUGGCUGAUCCCUUAAAGAGAGAGGCAGCUGUUGUUGUAGAAGGCCUGAAGAAAAUGGGAGUACAACCCCUUAUGGUAACUGGUGAUAAUUGGAGGACAGCAGAAGCAGUUGCAAAAGAGGUGGGGAUUGAAGACGUGAGAGCUGAGGUAAUGCCAGCAGGAAAAGCGGAUGUGAUACGAGCACUGCAAAUGGAUGGUAGUGUGGUAGCAAUGGUAGGGGACGGCAUCAAUGAUUCACCUGCGCUCGCUGCCGCCGAUGUUGGCAUGGCCAUUGGAGCCGGGACAGAUAUUGCCAUUGAGGCAGCUGACUAUGUGUUGAUGAAGAACAGUCUCGAGGAUGUUAUAACGGCUAUAGACCUUUCGAGGAAGACCUUUUCACGUAUACGUUGGAACUAUUUCUUUGCCGUGGCUUAUAACCUUGUUGCAAUUCCAGUUGCUGCUGGGGUUUUUUUCCCUUUCACCAGGCUCAAGUUGCCUCCUUGGUUAGCUGGGGCUUGCAUGGCUCUCUCUUCUGUCAGUGUUGUUUGCUCUUCUUUGCUUUUGAGAAGGUAUAAGAAGCCAAGGCUUACCACUAUACUAGAAAUCAUUGUAGAGUAA